Messenger RNA from Coregonus sp. 'balchen', 3354 nucleotides. The record is from the annotation of a GenBank genome assembly. NCBI's taxonomy places the organism in Eukaryota, Metazoa, Chordata, Actinopteri, Salmoniformes, Salmonidae.
AUGUCCGUUACUGCUGAGCAGGGGGUGAACACAGAGACGCUGAAAACAGCUGGCGGUGCUACAGAGCAUGCUCCCAGCGCCCCACAGCCAGAAAGGGUACAGUACCACAUUCUGCCUGAAAUGACUGCACUUUGUCGGACAACAUGCUACCUGUAACAAGUGUUCUCUCGCAUGACUGAAAUGACUUUUACUUUUCAGUCAUAAUUGAAUGGUUCCCUGGAUAAGUAUGUUUCAUAUUGACUGUUAUAACUGUAUUUGCAGAACUCCCACUCUGGCCAGAGGCAGAUCACUGUGGAGGAGCUGUUUGGCAGUUCUCUACCCAAGGAGACCGGCCUGCUGCCAGCCAUGCCUACCCAGAAUUCCACAGACCCUGCUGCCCCGAGCCCCGCCAACUUUCUCCAGGCCCAGCACUACACCCCCUCCAUACCCUUCCAGCCCUUACUGGCCCCCCGCCUCACAGCAGCCCCAGGGGGCAACAACCGGCACCUGGCCCCUGGUCUGAUCCCCCUGAUGGAGGCCAGAGGUGGCGCCGGCCCAAGCUACACCCUCCACCCCAGCCCUGUGUUUCCCGGUGGACCUCCAGGGGAACCCCAGCACUCUGUGUCCCCGCUGUUGGUGGCUCCAUCUGGGGCUGAGGCUCGCGGUCCCCCCCCUGUCCCUCCAUUGGCCUACCUGGGGCAGGAUCUCCUGGGCUCACUGAAAUCCAGCCCCUCUGACCUCCACAAACCUGCCCUCGCACCCAACUUCCUGCCCAGCCCGCUGGCCACGCCCCAGAGCUUCAGAGAGCAAAUCCCCAAUCCUGCUGCCAUCUGUAGCAUUCCCACAGGCCCUGUGCAGGUAGCCAACUGCCUUUGCCCCUGUUUGUGAGAUGCAGACUUUGUGUAAUCUCUCAUUUCUUAAGGGCUCCCUUUCUUGUCUUUCUCAGCCACAGAGUAAAGAAAUGGAUGUGUUCGCUCAGUCUCAGAAACUGUUGAAAACCAUGCCAGUAAGUAUAAUUUUGCUAUCGUGAUGUAGAUGGCUUUGAUUGUACAGGCAUUUCUUUACAUAGUUGAAAUGAAAUCUUACCAUGUCCUCUUCUUUCCCUCUCUCUUUCUCUCGCCCAUCCAAGGCUGUUCCUAUGAAGGCAGGGCUUGUGAUACCGAGGGCGGGUACUUCACUUACAGCGGCGGAGCACUCCGUGCUGCUCUCACCGAGCGCCUUUCAGCAUUCUGUUGCCAAGACAACGGAACUGCAGAGGCAAGCUGCCCCUCCCUCCCCUCCACCUGGAGCCACAGGGGCCGUGGAGCCCCCCCAACCCUCCUGCAGUAGGACCCAGCUGCAGGACACACUCAUCCACCUCAUCAAGGUACAGAGAGAGCUGAAGCCUUUUUCUUGUGUGUGAAGCCUUGUGUUUGAUGCCUUUCGUCAGGUUCAGGGUUUUUCUACUGAAGAUUUCAACUUGCGGUUGUUGACAUUUAUGAAAUUCUCAUGAACAGCUUAUGAAUGUGUUGUGCAUGGGUUAUGAAUUGUGUUAUGAAGUCCUUCUGUACCCAAAUCUAAUACUUGAGAGAGAGAGAUCUGCAAUGAACUGAAGCAGUUGAAGUCUGGGAACUUGUUUGCUACUGUUAUACAAAAUGUCUGGAAGAUAAGUCCUCUCUCUCUCCUGUGUUUGUGCCCUGUGCAGAAUGACCCAGCGUUUCUCAGUGCCAUCCACGAGGCUUACCUCCAGAUUCUCUCCAAAGACCUGAGCAACGUCAAGCUAUAGCCUCAGUCCAGACCUGGGGCUGGGCCUGGACAUGUCAGGACAGGGGCACCAGCCAACCUAAACUACAGGUACUGAACCACUGGGUGGGAGCUGGGACUGCUUCUGCUGCCACGGGCUAUGUACAGACACUGGCUCUGUUCCUCUGGAGCAGCUAUGGGACUGCAGGAGGAGGACUGGAACCCAGGAGGCUCACUCAUAUGGCUCUGCUACCCUGUGUAGAGGAGAAGAUUAAAGGGAGGUGUUACGCUUGACAGUACUGUCAAAUCAUGGACCCACUCUAGAAGGAAGUAUUGUUCCUCUCUUCUGUGGAUGAGAACUAGACCAAACCCCUAGGGAGGGUAAACCCUAAACCCUCAUCUCUGUUGGGGUCAGGGGUUAGGGCUUGCUGUGCAAGCCAAGCUUCAUUCAACUCCACUUCCUUGUUCUGCCUCGGUAUAGCUGGGAUUCUCCACACACAUGCGCUCUGUUCUCCCCCCUCUCUCCUCUUUCUUAAUCUCUCAUGUUCCUUCUUUUUCUCUCUCUUUUUUCUGUCCUUCGCUCACCCCAUUCACCACCGCCAGCCUCUGUCACUAUGCCUGUUAAGGGACGUGUGCAAUAGAAUGCAAUGCCUUCUGGGAGAUUACUAAUUUUUUUUUAUAGAACCUGGCUUCUCCUGUGGAAGUGAUUCUUAAGUGUUUUUUUCCCAAGGGUUAAAACAGAGAAUUGUUGUAUUAAUUUAGGCCCUAUUCUGUGGGUUUUGCAGUAAAGGCUACUGCAGCACUCAACAUGAGCUAACUGCAUUCAACAGGGUCAUCUUGUUUAACACACAGUUAGUUUUCACUCCGCAGCCAACAGCUCAAAGGGACUAGCAUGUCAUGACAGCUCAGUGUGGAUGUAUUUGAUCUUGUAGGUCAGGCAGUUUGAAUGUGAUUGAUAAUGUCUCCCCUGUACACAUAUCUGACCUUGUGCCAUACUGCCAAUCUGUGUUCACAUUCUUUUAUUAUUUGAUCACGCACAGUAUGUAUUUCAGUUUGGCUGCAAUCAAUCACACAUUUGAUUCCGAUUGACAGAAUUAACGAAUGGUGGCGUUAAGCUAUAGACAUGGGAAGCAAUUGAGAACAUACUCUAAACAAAUAACUGAUCAACACAUUAUGUUGUCUAAGGAAUAUUUGUUUUUGACCUUGUCUCUUGAUUUAUUUCAGCCAUUAAGUAUAUGUAAGUUUCUUUGGGAGGUAAGAAGAGAACCUCUUACUUGAUGCACUUUGUUUUCACGUCAACAAAUGUCAGUAAAAAGCAUUUCAUGAGCAAUUUGUGACUCCUUUGGUUCCUCAAUACGUUUUUUUAUAUAACAUAGUAAUACAUGUUGAUUGAUAGGUGUGUUUUCAGACAGGAUAUCAAAGUGUACUUCCCUGUGUACAUAUUAUUUAGUCACAGGCUCAAUACUGGUGGAGAAAAGAGGUGAGGCCCAGAGAUAAAAAUACUUUUUAAAAACAGUAUGAUUUUUAAGAUUAUUACACUGCGUUAAAGUAUGCUUCUUAUUGAUCAGUGCCAGUUUAAUGAUGAGUUAACUUGUUGUUUGGAGUGUUAAGAGCAUCAUUCAUUUUUAAUUAGUUGUAUUCUAUGUCACUGUG